Molecule: messenger RNA, 541 nt
Organism: Betta splendens (Siamese fighting fish)
Lineage: Eukaryota; Metazoa; Chordata; Actinopteri; Anabantiformes; Osphronemidae
Product: ubiquinol-cytochrome-c reductase complex assembly factor 2
Exons: 4
Coding region: 94-489 (131 amino acids)
Biological process (GO): mitochondrial respiratory chain complex III assembly
Cellular component (GO): mitochondrial matrix
Source: RefSeq, a predicted model, not a curated record
GGACAAACUGGAGGAAAGGUUUCAGCGUGACACCGCUACGGCGUCUCAAAGGCUCAAACUUCUCCCGUCGGCGCUGAACGCGAUUGUUUUUACAUGUCAAAGAUGUCUGCGACCAGGUACCGUCGCUUCCUAAAGCUGUGUGAAGAGUGGCCCCGAGAUGAGGGCAAGAGGGGCCGGGAUUUGGGGACUUUCCUGCGACAGAAAGUCGCGUCUGCCUUUCGAGAGGGCGAAAACACACAGAUUUCAGACCCAGAGAAGUGUGACCAGAUGUAUGAAAGUUUGGCUCGCAUCAACAGCAACUAUUACAGACAACGAUUCCCUCGCGUGAGAGACACAAGCUUUACUGGAGUUACGGCAGAAGAAUGUAAAGUGCUCCUGUCAGGGAAUAUGCAACAAAUGGAUGAGCACAAAAAGGGUUUGUGGAAGACGUUAAUGGAGAGAUUCUCCAAAUCACCGGAAGAUGCGCCAGAAAAGAGUCAAGAAAAAUAACUUAUUUAUCCUCUUAUGUGUAAAGAAAUAAAGUUUAUUGUUGGUAUCUGGA